UUUGGUCAAGAUGGCGGCGCGCAUAACGAGGCUGAGGCCGUGGGCUCAACUCCGCAGGUGCGGCCUCGCCGGCAGCAGGCGCUACAGCAGCGCGUUACCCGGGGUGCCGCUCUCCACGCCGCUGCCCCACCUGCCCAUUCCCACCUACGCCACCGUGGACGGGCACGACAAACACGAGACCGCACUCACGGUGCUGGAGAACGGCUUGCGGGUCGCCUCGCAGGACAAGUUCGGCCAAUUCUGCACCGUAGGCGUUUUAGUGAAUGCUGGAUCAAGGCACGAGGGUAGCUUUCCCAGUGGAAUUUCGCACUUUUUGGAAAAGCUGGCAUUUUCGUCUACGGCACAGUUUGGCUCCAAAGAUGAAUUCUCCGCCCUUGAAAAGCACGGUGGGAUCUGCGACCUGCCAAUCUUCAGGGACACCACAAUGUUUGCUGUGUCUGCGGAGGUGAAGGGCCUGGAAACAGUAAUCAAUCUGCUGGCUGAUGUGGUGCUGCAGCCCAGACUCACAGAUGAGGAGCUGGAGAUGACCCGAAUGGCUAUCCGCUUUGAGCUGGAGGACUUGCAAAUGCGACCGGACCCUGAACCCCUUCUAACUGAAAUGAUUCAUGCGGCAGCGUACCGGGACAACACCGUGGGGCUGCCCCGGUUCUGCCCACCGGACGUAGAGAAAGUUGAUCAAAAGCUGAUUCACACGUUUUUGCGGAAUUACUACCCUGAUCGAAUGGUGCUGGCUGGGGUUGGGGUGGAUCAUGACCGGUGGGAGUGUGCAAGGAAGUAUCUCAUGGGAGUAACCCCAGUCUGGGGGUUGGGAAAGCCCACGGAUGUGGACCAGUCUGUGUCCCAGUACACCGGGGGAAUCAUAAAGGUGGAAAAGGACAUGACUGAUGUCAGCCUGGGUCCCACUCCAAUCCCUGAACUCACUCACAUCAUGAUUGGCUUAGAAAGUUGUUCCUUCCUGGAGGAGGAUUUCAUUCCCUUUGCCGUGCUGAAUAUGAUGAUGGGUGGCGGGGGCUCGUUUUCAGCCGGGGGACCUGGGAAGGGCAUGUUCACCAGACUCUACCUCAAUGUCUUAAACAGACACCACUGGAUGUAUAACGCCACUGCCUAUCACCACAGCUAUGAGGAUACUGGGCUCUUGUGUAUCCAUGCCAGUGCCGAUCCUAGACAGGUCAGGGAGAUGGUGGAAAUUAUCACUCGAGAAUUUAUCCUGAUGGCUGGCUCGGUGGGAGAGAUGGAGCUGGAAAGAGCCAAGACCCAGUUGCAGUCAAUGCUGAUGAUGAACCUGGAGUCUCGGCCAGUUAUUUUUGAGGAUGUAGGAAGGCAGGUGUUGGCAACAGGAACUCGCAAGCUCCCCCUCGAGCUCUGCAGACUCAUUGGGGAAGUGACAGCAGAUGAUAUCAGAAGAGUCACAGCCAAGAUGCUGCGCAGUAAGCCAGCUGUGACAGCGCUGGGCGACCUCAGUGAUCUGCCAACGUAUGAACACAUCCAACAAGCACUGACCAGCAAAGACGGCCGCCUGCCCCGCAUUUACAGACUGUUUCGGUGAGCAGCUCCCAAUUUCUGACUGAACAGAGAAGCUAUUUGUAUACUCCAGGUUUCUGGUAGUAGUUUAUCUGUGAGCUGCUUCUGUUGAGUGAGGAGUGACUGUAUGUAAAUAGAGGGGAAAUGGGCUUUGUUAUGUGAUCUGAUUGAUUUUAUAUUAAGGGAGCUGAAAAUCUGUUUUAAAAUAACAGCUGUGAUUACUUUGUUCUGUGAUGCUGCUAUAGUUUGUCUACUCCUGGACUGUGGUCAUUCUAUCACUGCACAACGGAUGUCACGUCCUGCAAUAUCAGUCUUUGAUCUUUGACGCAAGGCGCAUUUGGCUUCAUCUAUAUUCCCUUCCCGGGUUUCUGCUCCAAGUUGGGAAAAAGUACAUAGAAAGCUGGAAAACCACUUGCCCAUGCCUCCCACUGCAUGCUCUGCCCUUUCUCCCAUACUCCAUAAUCCUCACUCCACCUCUGGCCACUUGCUACGUACAAGUGUUUCUCCCCCGUAUCAGCCACCUCUGGUUGAUCUAUUCCUUUCAGUACUAGAGGCAAGACAAUGGGAUCUGGGGCUUGCCCAUGUUGCUGGUUGGAGAACUUGAUCCUUGUUCCUCACAUGGGCAAGGUCUAGGCAACUGAUGGAAACAAGAAUCAAUGACAGGUGCUGCGACAGAACCACUUUGUGUUUUUGAUGUGGUAAGAUCAACGGUUGCUCAAUCCUCCUGGAACCAGCAACCGAGCUGAGUAUUCUUAAAACACUUUCAUAGACAAGUCAGCAAAAUUAGGUCAAUGUAGUUAAACUACAAAUUUAAGUGUUACAGAAUUCAAGUGGGUUUGUGAGAGGAUUGAGAUUGCCACUCAGUGGUUCUCUGAUGCUAUCCGAUGGGAGGAUUCAAGCUCAUCUCCUUCAGUGGUGGAGGACAGGCUGCAUUGAGUGGCCUCCAUUUUGUGUGUCUCCUCUACUCUGUCCCGGCUGGUGUCUUGCUGCUGGGUGACCACUGAGCACGGUCUAGCCCUAAGGAUGCUUUAAACGGCUGUUCAUUUUUACAAACACACCCAGUGAAGCUCAAAGGUAGACAAAAGUGCUGGAGAAACUCAGCGGGUGCAGCAGCAUCUAAAGAUGCUGCUGCACCCGCUGAGUUUCACCAGCACUUUUGUCUACCUUCGAUUUUCCAGCAUCUGCAGUUCCUUCUUAAACCCAGUGUAGCUCAUUCUUGUCCUGUGUAAGUCUGUAGAGUCCCAGUUCUCCUCUGCUAUUAACUCAAGAAAGAAUUUGGCCGCACACUAAUGACGUUUGAAUUACAACUCUUGGAACCACUGGUUAAUAGAACCAAGAGGUGUCCAAGCAGUGUAUCCUCCAGUAAAAAAACUGUGCUCAGUGACCACUCGAACAAGAAGCUGGCAGAGUGAUGCUCAGAACACACAUGUAAUGAUAUUGUUAAUAAUCCUCCUAAAUAAAUUUUAAAAAAUGGGCUAAAAUA
Molecule: messenger RNA, 3004 nt
Organism: Amblyraja radiata (thorny skate)
Lineage: Eukaryota; Metazoa; Chordata; Chondrichthyes; Rajiformes; Rajidae
Gene: pmpca
Product: peptidase, mitochondrial processing subunit alpha
Cellular component (GO): mitochondrion
Molecular function (GO): metal ion binding; metalloendopeptidase activity
Source: RefSeq, a predicted model, not a curated record